This is a messenger RNA of Microsporum canis CBS 113480, 1161 nucleotides long. RefSeq lists its product as uncharacterized. Lineage: Eukaryota; Fungi; Ascomycota; Eurotiomycetes; Onygenales; Arthrodermataceae. The record is from RefSeq and is a predicted model, not a curated record. Bases 1 to 1161 code for a protein of 386 amino acids. The transcript has a single exon.
AUGGAGGCAACGGCUACUACAAUCUAUAACCGCUGGGUUCGUCCGGGGCAUCCGUCUAACACUCAAUCCAUCUCCGCAAAGGCCUCUGCUUCCACCAAACCUGAUGUCGAACGACCGGCUCCACCUCCGGUGGCAUCUUCGGCUCCGAUCCCUCAAGAGCAAGUGGCUAUCGAAUGUCAUAGUCCUGUUCCGCAGGAAAAAGAUGCCGCUCCUAUUACUGAGCUUACUCAUGAGGAAGCUCUAGCCUAUGCUCAGGUUCUGCUCGGAGGUAUCGCAGAAUAUGCUUUCGGCACUAAUAACGAUACCCAUGAGGCGCAUAACGUUGAAGCCCCACAAAGCGUUGAAGCUAUCCAUAAACCCCAGGCUCACGAGGCUACCCUGAAUAUCCAGGCCUUCCAAUCCCCUCCAGAGCCUCAAGUUGCUACAGCCCUGGAAAUCUCCCCAACUACCAGAAUCCUCGAACAAGCCCAUACUUCCAGCAGCCGUUUAACCUCCUCUGCUUCUUCUUCUUCUACUACUCCUUCUGCUCCUUCGUAUAUACAGAAGAAAUUCAAACGCCCACACAAGGCUAUCGAGGGCGAAGAUCAAGGUCAGCAGAGCCAGCUAUCUCGCAAACGGCGCGAGGACACCCCACGCCCAACGAAAAAAGCCAAGUUUGGCAAUCUUGUCCCUUUUCAAAAUACCUGCGCCCGAAAGGAGCUAUCAGCCAGCAACCCGGAUCUCACGACUGAGAACAGCGAGAAGAUCAAUAACAAGAAGGAAUACCCCUACGCUCCGCUCACAGAGGAGACUCGCAUCAGGCGUCACAGAGUCACGGUCGACCCGUUCGGGAACUACGAAAAGGUCUCUAAAUAUGAAGACGCAGACCCUCAAGUCACGCAACUGUUACUCUCUCAGGGAAUCCCCCUUUCCAAGCACCCACGUACAAAACGCGAGCUGACCCAUCGAGAUGUCGAGAAGAUUAACAAGGUCCAGCGGAACUUCUACAAGUACGCCAUGAAGCUUCAGUGUGACUAUAUGGAGCGAUUGGGCCUUCCUCGCCCCAUUCCCCAGGAGCAUAUGGUCUACGAAGGGGAAGAAGAGGCUUUCACCCCAGAGGAUUUCUACGACUAUGAUGACGAAGCUGAAGCCGAAGCCGAAGCCGAAGCCGAAGAUUGCUAA